ACUUACAUAUUUUCUCAAGAGAAACUACAUAUCAGUAUAUUUAUAAAAAACCAUAUUUAUAAAAUAACUUCUUAUCUUUUACAGGUGGAAUCUGUUCAGUGGACUUUUGAUAAGCAAUCACCUGAAGAUCCCAACGGUGAGCUUCGGCACUUGGCUGAGUUCUUGGCGAAUAAACAAUUCGAUAUGGUUAUUAAUCUGCCAAUGCGUGGCGGAGGCGCAAGAAGAGUAUCUUCUUUCAUGACCCAUGGCUAUCGUACACGUCGCCUCGCUGUCGACUACUCCAUACCAUUGGUGACCGAUGUCAAGUGCAUCAAACUUUUAGUUGAAUCGAUGCGCAUCACUGGUCGUCGUCCAGCCAUGAAAACCCACACCGAUUGUAUGACCUCGCGUCGUAUCAUCAAACUGCCCGGCUUCAUUGACGUCCACGUCCAUCUACGUGAGCCGGGUGCUACGCACAAGGAAGACUUUGCCACCGGCACCGCUGCCGCAUUGGCCGGUGGUGUUACCCUUAUUUGUGCUAUGCCUAAUACCAAUCCUUCGAUCGUCGAUCGUAAUAGCUUCCAGAUGUUCCAAGAUUUGGCUAAAGCUGGCGCACGUUGCGACUACGCGCUCUAUGUUGGCGCUUCUGACACCAACUGGCUACACAUUGGUGAGUUGGCUUCACAAGCGUGUGGCUUGAAAAUGUACCUCAACGACACAUUCAGCACGUUGAAAAUGACCGAUAUGACUGUGUGGGAGAAACACAUGCAAAAUUGGCCAAAGCGCGCGCCAAUCGUGUGUCAUGCGGAACGACAAACAAUGGGUUCCGUUAUACUCAUGGCUCAUCUGCUCGAUCGCCCUGUGCAUAUUUGCCACAUUGCACGCAAGGAAGAGAUUAUGUUGAUACGUGCUGCAAAAGAAAAGGGCAUACGCGUCACCUGUGAAGUUUGUCCGCACCAUUUAUUUCUCUCCACUGACGACAUACCGGCCAUAGGUGAAGGACGUGCAGAAGUACGACCGGUAUUGUGCUCACCCGACGAUCAGCAGGCCCUGUGGGACAAUAUGAAUUACAUCGAUGUAUUUGCCACUGACCAUGCACCGCAUACGUGGGAGGAAAAGAACUCUGAGAAGCCACCGCCAGGAUUUCCCGGCUUGGAAACCAUACUUCCAUUGUUACUUAAGGCUGUAGACGAUGGACGUUUGACGCUCGAAGACAUACAAAAUAAAUUUUACCGCAAUCCAAAACGCAUCUUCAGUCUACCCGAACAGCCCAACACCUACAUUGAAGUGGAUUUGGAUGAGGAAUGGACUAUAAACAGGGAAGAAAUGCAUUCCAAGGCGAAAUGGACGCCCUUUGAGGGCACCAAGGUGAAGGGCAAAGUGCACCGCGUUGUGUUGCGUGGCGAAGUCGCUUUCGUAGACGGUGAGGUACUGGUGCAACCUGGUUUUGGACAAAAUGUCCGUGGCCAAUAUGCGCGUAGAUCGCUGCUGCAACAAUCGUUGGAAUCACUUGAAAUCGGCGCAUCCAUC
Molecule: messenger RNA, 1509 nt
Organism: Rhagoletis zephyria (snowberry fruit fly)
Lineage: Eukaryota; Metazoa; Arthropoda; Insecta; Diptera; Tephritidae
Product: CAD protein-like
Biological process (GO): purine nucleobase catabolic process
Cellular component (GO): cytoplasm
Molecular function (GO): allantoinase activity
Source: RefSeq, a predicted model, not a curated record